Messenger RNA from Fusarium vanettenii 77-13-4, 693 nucleotides. RefSeq lists its product as uncharacterized. Lineage: Eukaryota; Fungi; Ascomycota; Sordariomycetes; Hypocreales; Nectriaceae. The transcript is spliced from 2 exons. Bases 1 to 693 code for a protein of 230 amino acids. The record is from RefSeq and is a predicted model, not a curated record.
AUGACUCCCAGUUUUGUUGCCGCACUCGACCCCAAAUGCGCCCCCGGUGGAAACUUUGACCUCUCCAAAUGGAAGCUGCAGCUGCCCAUCGGAAGCCCUGGCAAGCCCAAGACCAUCUCCAGCGCCGAUCUUCAGGGAUGCAACGGCUUUGAGAACUUUGACUAUUUCUUCACCAAUAGCAAGGAUGGAGCUCUUGCCAUGAAGGUCCCGGCCAAGUCCCAGUGUGUUACCACUCCCAACAGCAAGCACUGCCGCACCGAGCUGCGGGAGGCCAACCCCAGCAAAUGGAGCCCCUUCAAUUCUCGCAACCGCCUCUACGCUGAUCUCGUCGUCAACCAGAAUGACGAUGAGAUCGUCGUGGGUCAGAUCCACAUCGAUGACUCCAUCUCCACCAAGCCUGUCAUGGAGCUUUACUAUAACUCCAAGGGCGAGUUUACUGUCGGUGUUCAGAAGUGCCGCACUUGCAGCCAAGCCAGAACCGGUGUUCUCGCCAAGGUCCCCAAGGGUCAGAGGUUCCAUUACGAAAUUCGUUACGAGAAGAACAAGCUUUCCGUCAGCAUCAAUGAUAGCCCCUACAAGGAGCUGGACACUUUCGACCUCAACGGACCGGACAGCUACUUCAAGGCUGGCAACUACAACCAGGGCGAAGGACCUACCAACACCCACUUUUUCAGCAUUAUCGUGACUCACUAG